AUGGCUGAAGUCCCCGAGGAUUAUGAUUCCGGCCCGGAUGAAGAUGAAUGGCCGGAGCCUAACAGACCUGAACUGCCUGAACUUCGUAAAUUGUAUGAAAAUGUCGACCCAAACACCUUGGUAGAAGGCCCGCAACUACCCGCGGAGAUUGACCAAGAGCCACAGCCAGACACGGAGGAAGAGGACUUAAAAGAGGGGGAGCCAGAGAGUGCCAAGAAUGUGCAGCGAAAACCAAGUAAGACAUCCGAGGGAGAAAGUCCCAAGGAGUCCGAGGUAGACCUAUCCAGCAAAACUGAACCAGGGAUUCCCCAAGAGGUAAAGUGGAAGAUAUCCGGAGAGACAGAGCUUUUCAAAAAUUUGGAGGUCCCUGUGGAUGAAAAGGGUGAGGAGUCAGACCUAGAGCCACCAGGGGAGGCUAAACCAAAGGUUACAGAGGACGCACUUGAAGAGUCAGCCACGGAAACAGAUACAGCGAGACCAAUGGAAACCAUGUCUGAGAUUUCAAGGUCCACAACCAGUGAGACAAGUUUAGGGUUACUAAAGGAGACAGAACUGGAGGUUCCAGAGGAAUCUCUUAGAGAGCAAUAUGAAGAGACAGGUCUAGAGCCUCCAGAGCAGACCAAACCAGAUUAUCCAAGUGAGAAACCAAGAAAAUCAGUUGAAGAUCUACAGCCACCAAAGAUGACCAAACUAGAGGAGAUACCAGAGGAGACACAAAGAGAGUCAUCUGAGGAGAAAAGGACAGAGCCACCUGAGCAGGCUAAACCAGAGUUCCAAGAGCAGGAACCAGGACAGUCUACUGAGGAGGCAGGUCUAGAGCCUCCAGAAGAGACUAAACCAGAGAUACCAGAGAUUCCAGAGAUGAAAAGACAGUCAAGUGAGGAGAAAGAGACAGAGAUACCUGCGCAGACUAAACUAGAGUUUCCAGACCACAAACCAAGAAAGUCUACUGAUGGGGAAGUUCCAGAGCCACUAGAAGAGAUCACAUCAGAGUUUCCUGAGGAAGAAUCAAGAAAACCAAUUGGGGAAAGAAGUCUAAAACAAUCAGAAAAGACCAAACCAGAAGUUUCAGAGGAGAGAAGAAGAAAGGCAACUGAAGAAAAAAUUGCAGAGCCUCCAGAGACUGGUCUAAUGCUUCCACAAGAGAUCAAACCAGAGGUUCAAGAGGAGACACGAUCAAAGCCAACUGAUGAGAAAAAUCUGCAGUUACCAGAUGAAGCCAAACCAAGAGAGACACAUGUAGAAUUUCCCAAGGAAGACAGGCCAGAACCAAUCAAACCUAAUUAUUCUGUAGACAAGGAUGAGCUACAGCACCCCAAGCAUCAAACAGGAAAGUUGCCACUAAGAGAAACUGAAGAAGUGAAAAAAGACUAUUAUGCAUUAGGAUCGCUCGGAGAUGAUGAAAUAGAAUCAAUUAGUACAGAUUAUGAGUUUUCUCAAGAGCUCCAGAAACUGCUUAAUGAAGUCAGUAAAGAAUACUUAAACUCAUGUCCAUCAGAGUCCCAGACAGAAUUAAGGGAGCUCUUUAGUGAAAAAAAAGUUUCAAAUUUGUCCCAAGAGUCAAAAGAACUGGUACCUGAAGAUAAAGAAACCCAGCCAAAAACAAUGACUGAGUUUAAAUUUGAGCAUCUUGAUUGGGACCCAGAGAAAGUCGCAGAGUGGAUUAGCCAGCUAGGCUUCCCUCAGUACAAGGAGUGUUUUACUGCAAACUUCAUCAAUGGCCGAAAACUCAUCCACGUAAACUGCUCAAACCUCCCUCAGAUAGGGAUAACAGAUUUUGAGGACAUGAAGGUAAUUUCUCGGCAUACUCGGGAGCUACUGGGAAUUGAAGAGCCAUUAUUCAAACGCAGCAUCACACUUCCCUAUAGGGACACUAUUGGCUUAUUCUUAGAGCAAAAAGGUCGUACUGGCAUAAAAUCUGAUUCCUUGACCUUCCCUGAAUUUGUGAAAGCAGCAGGAUUACAGGAUUAUGCUCCACAGAUAACUGCUCCUGAAGAGAAUGAGGCAUUACAUUGCACUGAACCCUAG
Molecule: messenger RNA, 2028 nt
Organism: Propithecus coquereli (Coquerel's sifaka)
Lineage: Eukaryota; Metazoa; Chordata; Mammalia; Primates; Indriidae
Gene: SAMD15
Product: sterile alpha motif domain containing 15
Exons: 4
Coding region: 1-2028 (675 amino acids)
Molecular function (GO): protein binding
Source: RefSeq, a predicted model, not a curated record